Exophiala spinifera is the source of this 1491-nucleotide messenger RNA. RefSeq lists its product as uncharacterized. The transcript has a single exon. The record is from RefSeq and is a predicted model, not a curated record. NCBI's taxonomy places the organism in Eukaryota, Fungi, Ascomycota, Eurotiomycetes, Chaetothyriales, Herpotrichiellaceae. Bases 1 to 1491 code for a protein of 496 amino acids.
AUGACGGCAGCUUCGAUGCGACUACACAUCACUCCUCUCAACCCCGACUUGCUCCCCGCCGUCGUCGGGCCUAAAGUCAUUGACUUGGUCUCGAACGUGUCCUAUCAUACUAUCCAAACUUUCCCCGAAAACAACUACGGCUAUCUAGACCUCCCUAGAAUGGAAGCUGAGAAGGUCAAGAAGAAGGUCAACGGCGCCAUACUGAAGGGCAAGAAGAUCAAGAUUGAAGAAGCUCGGCCGAAGAAGCGCCUGCGUUUGCAAGAUAGCGCCGAGGAAGCACCCAAACAAGCGCCAGCAAAGAAAGUGAAGAAGUCCAAGAAGGAGCGCAAUGUAAUCAAUGGGUACGAGCUGCCUACAGAUCGCAAGGUGAAACGGGGUUGGACAGAGGCAAACCUGUCCAAGGCCAGCAAAAAGAGCAAAACUAGCUCCUCAAAAUCGAAAUACUCAGACAAGGAUGAGUUACUGUUCCGCACCAUUGUGCCUCCAAACAAGAAGGAAAAUGUCGAAAAAGAGAAGAAGCAGAAAACGAAGUCAAAGCAGAAAGAAGGGGAACAUGUGGUCCACGAGUUUAAAAAGUCUACAGCACAGCCCUCCUUCCUCAGGCAGAAUGCUGGUUUAGGGAUUUCGAGCAACUUGGAGUAUAUCGAGGGUCGAGGCUGGGCCGAUUCAGAGGGUCAGAUAAUAGAGCCGGAAGCCGAGCGAGUAUCACGGCAGCGGCGUGCACAGCAAGCGGCGACCACUAUUGCAAAAUCCAAGAUAACCCAGAAAGCGGCUUCAUCAACUUCGUCCAGUUCGGGAUCGGAGGAUGAUUCGCUUACUGAUUACGAUGAGAGCAAAGAACAUGCACAAGCAGACCAUCAGCUCGACGACGAAACAAGCAGUUCUGGCUCAUCGUCCGAGUCAGAUUCUGAUAUCGAAACGUCAGAACAUGUAUCUGAUGGAGAUACCACGGGAGUGUCUAAAGACCAAGCCGAACCUCUUGGUACAGAAGUUCAUCCGCUUGAGGCCCUUUUCAAGAAACCGAGCAAGCCACCCUCCCAAGAUGUUGCGAAGCCAUCAUUGGAGGUCGCAACAUCAUUUUCUUUCUUCCAAUCGGAGGGUGACGAUGACGGGGUUGAUGAAGAUGAGAUGGCUGUGCCUUUGACUCCCUUCAGCUCUCAGGAUGUUCGGACUCGAGGCCUGCGAAGUGCAGCUCCCACCCCGGACUCAGCACAUCCAAGUCGCUUCAACAGCUAUGGAAGUUCCGGCCUCCCAGGUGAUGAGGACGAGGAUGUGGACGAGGUCGAGGCAGACCAACGGGCCGCUACGUAUGAGCAGGAGGAUAGGAGCAAGGGACCUAGCGUCACGCUCUCCCGCAAACAAAGCGAAUUCGAGAAGAAGUUCUGGGAGAAUCGAGGCGACAAUAACCGGUCAUGGAAGACAAGACGACGCACAGUCCUGAAGGAAAAGCGUCAACGCGAAAACAAAGCACGAAGGCCUCGGAACUGGUAG